Molecule: messenger RNA, 12528 nt
Organism: Schistocerca piceifrons (Central American locust)
Lineage: Eukaryota; Metazoa; Arthropoda; Insecta; Orthoptera; Acrididae
Exons: 37
Coding region: 291-10331 (3346 amino acids)
Biological process (GO): negative regulation of canonical Wnt signaling pathway; pattern specification process; Wnt signaling pathway
Cellular component (GO): cytoplasmic microtubule; catenin complex; beta-catenin destruction complex
Molecular function (GO): microtubule binding; gamma-catenin binding; beta-catenin binding
Source: RefSeq, a predicted model, not a curated record
AGGAGCUACUCGUGCGCGUUCGCUCGCUGCGACACGAGACCAUCCAGCUGCAGAGGGAGCUGUCCGCCUCCUCCUCGCUGCUGCUCGACCACAACGACAACGAGAGACUAGAGCUGGACCUGAACAACUCGGCGGCGCCGACGCCCGGGCUGGUGGGCGUCUCCCAGUGGGUCGGCAGCGGCGGCGUCGCGACGCUGGAUGACGUCAGCAGGGGCUGCCUCAACGGGCUGCGCGCGGCCGGCGACGGCUGGUCUACGUCCGCGUCGUCGACGCUACCGGAGUACCAGCAGAUGACUACGACAGAGUCACUCUUGGCGAGACUGAAUCUGAUGCCAAAGCCAGUGGGACAUUGCAACAAAGAGGGCAGUAUGCAGGAGCCAAAGGAAGAAGACGAGAAGAAUGAGUCAAAGAACGAAUUAGAAGAAGUGGAGACAGAGAGUAACUCCAGGCUGGGAGCGAGCAGGACAGAACAGCCGUCGCCCGGCCAGCUGGAAGGCGAGGAACGGAGGCCGGCGCUCCCGCACGACAGCCCGAUGUCGACGUCGGAGCCCGGCUGCGACCGGGACCGGCUGACCUCGCUGUACCAUGGCACGUGGCCCGUGGAGCACAGCCUGUGGCACAGUGGGCCCAGCUCUCUGGGUGCCGGCAGUGGCAACCCCAGGGGUCUCCACGCGCAGCUCAACGGCAGCCAGGAGAUAUCCAGCACCGUAAGCUUUACAUCGUCAAAUGGCGCGGGCCCCCCCUCCGGCGCAUGUUCCCUGGAGAGCGAGCGCCGGUCGUACAGCUCCCAGCAGCUGGGCCACAAGGUGGACAUGGUGUACAACCUGCUGUCAAUGCUGCGCCACGAGCGCCAGGACAUGAGUCGCACCCUGCUCGCCAUGUCGAGCUCGCCCGAGAGCUGCGCCGCCAUGCGCCAGUCUGGCUGCCUGCCUCUGCUGGUGCAGCUGCUGCACUCGCCGGGGCAGAGCGCGGAGGUGCGGGCGCGAGCCGCGCGUGCGCUGCGUAACGUGGUGCAGGCGACGCCGGAGCCCGACAGGCGCGGCCGGCGCGAGGCACGCGUGCUGCGCCUGCUGGAGCAGCUGCGCGAGUACUGCGAGACCCUGAGGGCCACGCUGCAGGGGCAGCCCUCCCCACAGGACGAUGAAACAGACCACCACCCUGGUCCAGCAAUUGCAGCACUCAUGAAGCUAUCGUUUGAUGAAGAGCAUCGCCACGCCAUGUGCCACCUAGGUGGACUGCUUGCUGUUGCAGAACUCAUCCAGAUGGACCACGAGGCCCACGGUGGAGCGACAUCCGACCAGGCGUGCGUGACACUCAGGCGGUUUGCCGGAAUGGCGCUGACAAACCUGACGUUUGGCGACGGCGCCAACAAGGCCCUCCUGUGCUCGCUGCGGCCCUUCAUGAGGGCACUCGUCGCACAGCUGGCGUCUCCCAGCGAAGACCUCCGACAGGUGACGGCAAGUGUGCUGCGCAAUUUGUCGUGGCGUGCGGACGGAGCCAGCAAGCAGGCACUGCGUGAGGUGGGGGCAGUCCCUGCACUCGUCCGGGCUGCUAUGGCUGGCACGAAGGAGGCGACACUCAAGUCUAUACUGUCUGCCCUCUGGAACCUGUCGGCACACUGCAGCAUGAACAAGGUUGACAUAUGUGAAGUUGAGGGUGCGCUUGGAUUUUUGGUGGAUAUGCUGAGCUAUGAAGCCCCAUCAAAGACACUGGCCAUUGUCGAGAAUGCUGGCGGCAUACUACGUAACAUCUCGAGCCACAUUGCUGUGAGGGAAGACUACAGGCAAAUCUUGCGAGAGCACAACUGCCUGCAGACACUGCUGCAGCAGCUGAAGUCGCCAUCGUUGACAGUGGUGAGCAACGCGUGCGGUGCCCUGUGGAACCUUUCGGCACACUCCGCACGCGACCAGCGCGCACUCUGGGAGCUGGGCGCCGUCGCGAUGCUGCGCUCGCUCGUACACUCCAAGCACAAGAUGAUCUCCAUGGGUUCUUCUGCUGCCCUCAAGAAUCUGCUGGCCGCGCGCCCCCACCACGAGGCGCUCUUUCCCAUGGAUGCCACAGCCAAAGGCAUGGGCCUCCCGCAACUGCCCAGCCUGUACAUCCGCAAGCAGAGGGCACUGGAGCAGGAACUGGACCAGACGCUGGCCGAGACGUGCGAUAACAUCGAACCCAGCACGUCGCCCCCGCCCACCGGCGCGCGCUCGUUCCACUCAGACAGCGGGGCGGACCGCCUGACGAGGAGCGGCCACCGAGCCAGCAGCUUCUACCACCAGCAGCACUCUGUCAGCAGAUCCGAGAGUAAGGAUUCUGUGACGAGCACUCAUUCGGACUCGGUGUUCGAACGCGCCAUGCUGGGGUCGAGGGUCCCUCCGUCGACAGCUCGGCUGCUGCGCCACCGUGGACUGUGCCCGGGCACCGUGCCCGAGGAGGACAGGGGGUCCACCGGCAGCAGGGAGAGGCGCUCGCACUCGCUGCCACAUGCCGCCAGGCUGAGCUCCGAGGAAUCGAGAGGGGUCCGGCCGCUGAGCGCUGCAGGGGAGAUUCAGACUGAACCUAGGCGCAGCGAUUCUGCAUCACCGGAGAUUCGUAGUGGCUAUUCCUCUCUACGUGCGGCAACGUCUUCGGUCUCGAGCGAAUGGUUCGACCGGUCAUCUACAAGUAAUACUGUCGCCACCGUAUCGACGACGACGGUCCGCUGCGAGUACGUUGCAGACGUCAGUACUACAGCGAGAAAUGGAUUGCCCACUCCAGAACUCUCGAAUGACACAGAGCCGUACCCCCAAGUCACGGCCAGAGCACCUGUCACGACAGCAGACCUUCCUCUUACAAGUGCGCGAGUUAAAGCAGGAGCAAUGUACAAGAAGAAACUGAGCAGCGUGUAUGGGGAUUACGCAGAGACGGAUUUGGACCAGCCGACCGACUACAGCCUGCAGUACCAGGAGGAGGAAGACGAGGAGAGUGCAGAAGCUGCUCACAGGCAGCUCCACGGGAGUGACCAAGACCGUGUAAAUUACUACAGUGACGCUGCUCACGAAGACACCUUGAAGACGUACUGCACAGAAGGGACACCUUACGAGACACCGUACAAUUUCUCCACUGCGACCUCCAUGUCGGAUCUGAGAUGUGAACCACCUACCCCACAGUCAGAAAAGGUGAAGGAGGAAGAAGUCGAAGCACCACACGCGGCAUCCGAUGAUGCCAAUCCAGCCGAGGAGGAAGUGGCUGUUGAGAGACAGCUGAAGCCCACAGUGGAAGUGCAGGCAGAGGCUACACCUGCCGGCUUUGUGUCCCCCGAGAAGCCCGUCGCAUACUGCGAGGAGGGCACACCCUGUUUCUCCCGCGUGAGCUCGCUCAGCUCCCUGGCCAGCCACCCCGCGGCACCGGACGACCACAGGCACCUGGUGGGCACCGCGGCGUCUGCCCAGGCCGCAGUGCCGACCGGACGAGCUCUACACCCGCAGGAAACGGUUGUGGAGGAGGCCAAGGAGCAGAGGGAUGGUGCAUGUGCUAACAAAGUCGUCACCUUUGCUGGAGCAGAGGAGACACCACUGAUGUUUUCUCGAUGCAGUUCUCUCGGGUCACUGAGCAGCUUCGAGCAGCAUUCGAUACACGAUGACCGCAGCUCUGUCAUAAGUGAUUUCAGCCGCAGGACGAGCGGUGCCGUAUCUCCCAGCGAGCUGCCCGACUCGCCGACACAGACGGUUCCUCCGAGCCCCGGCCCCCACCACUCCGGGCCGGCUUCCGUCACCGGAGCGCCUGCCCGGUCCGGCCACAGGGCCGGAGACUUCGUGGGCCGCCUUCCCGAGAGGACGCACCUACUGCCGGCUGCCAGGCACCACGGUGGCAGAUCGAACGCUCCCAAGGCAAGUGUAUUUGAGGAUGAUGUAGCAGCAUUUAAGGAGGAGGACACGCCUGUCGAGUUUUCGAGAGCAACGAGUCUCUCGUCACUGACCAUUGAUGAUGAGCCAAAGAUCUCAAAUGAUACUCUUUUGAAGGAAGUUCGUACGACACCCAGGCAGUCCCCGUCGCUGCAGGUGACGUCCGAAGAGGACGGCACGGAGAAGCAGGACCGCGAGAAGGGCACGGAGUGCGGCGAGCUGCCGCCUGUCAGCGAGGGCGAGGAGGAGGCGGACGAGGACAUGCUCAACGCCUGCAUCAGCGUGGGGAUGCCCGGCACGGGCAGGCAGCGGCACUACGACAGGCUGGGCCACCGUUCGGCCGGCCACGCGAACCGGAGCCCGGGCCGGCCCAGCGGCAUUCCGCUCAAGGUGGGAGCCGGCCCUCGCAGGCAUGCCAAAGUGGUGGCUGCGCCCCAGCCGCAGAACAACUACGUAGAGCAGAUGAACGCCGGAGGUCCGUGUGAGGACACAGUGCGCACCUACUGCACCGAGGGCACUCCGGCAGCUGGUCUGUCUCAUGCCGGCUCACGUUCCGACCUCUCUGUGUUGUCGUUACCGGGGACUGGCACGGGAACCGGGGACCUCUCGGACGACAACUUGUCAGCUGGCGGUGAUGAUAACAUGCUGGCAGAAUGCAUCCAGUCCGGCAUGCCUAAGGCUAAGACGCCCAGCACCACUACGGUGCUGCACCGACCCGUGGCUGCUGCGGACACCGCCUCAGCUGCCCGGGUGAUGCCGAGGCGCGCGUCCUCGCUGUCCUCCAGGCUGCGAGUGCCACCGCCAGGGCAGGCUGCCCAGGACGAACUGGAGACGUUUGCCACCGAGGACAGCCCGCACAACUUCUCGGUGCGCUCUUCUCUCAGCGACCUCACCACGGGCUCGGGAGAACCUGCAGUACUAUUGAAGAGACCUUCACAAGGACAUCCCGUGUUUGAGAAUGGCUGCAGCAGUAGUAGCCUACCGGUGCCCGCGUUCCCGGAGGGUGCUGUGCCCCCAGCUAGGGGCACUUCUCCCAGUUCUUUGGACGCCACCACAGUGGAGGACAACAGCUGCCAGGCUUCAGAGGAGCUUGGUGUGAGCUGCGCAUCAGCGUCCGAAGAAGUGCAGACUGUUCUCAGUCGCGGGGGAUCCCUGAGUUCACUGAGUGUCGACUCCCUCGGCUCGACGGAGCCGACGCCCUCGGAGCAGGCCCUGCUGGAACAGUGCAUCAAUUCUGGAAUGCCGAAGAGCCGCGGAUCGUCCUCUCGGGCUGCUGCCUGUAGAAUUCCCCUGCCGGUGGACCGAAACAUGCAAGCACAGAAGGCAGAGGUGCUCAGCCGAACGCGUAACCACGAGCACGGCAUCGCACAGCUCGAGUCGAGAAUGGCGGUCCUGUCUCUGAGGACGGCCGACGACGACGGAAGCCGACCGCCAAAAAACGAGAGGCUGCCGCCUCCUCCUCCUGCUGCUGCCCAGACUGCGGCGGACGGCGGAGGCGGCGCAAGCACCACCACCACCGUCACCACCACGGACACGGCCACCACCAGCACCAAGCCGACGGAGCAGCUCCUUCCUCGAGCACAUCUGCCGACUGGACCGCUCUCGGGAGGGGCACUGGACAGCAGCCCGAGUGUUCCUGCCGGAGGCCUCCCCGCGGCCGUCGGUAGAGUCUGCGGUGCGAGCGGUCGUCUGGCAGACUACGAGUCUUGCCGGACGGAAACUGACAGUAAAAGUGGCUCGACGGCAAGUGACGAAAUGGAUAACAGGCUUCGCGAUACGGAUACGAGGGAGACUUUGUCCACAGGUGACAGUGGCAGUUCUGUCAAUAAGACUGACGUAGAGAUUCGACGGUGUAGAGUACCGUAUACCGGUGACGCGGACGGGGAACGACUGCCGAGCGAGGAGAGACUCGGUGGGGACGUCUUUGUGGCGGAUGGCGUCACACCGGCAGACGCUUCCACUUCGGAUCUUGCACCGGUGUGUGUUGACAACAGGCUGUUAGAUGCGACAGUACGAGAGACGAGGACGGUACGUAACGUUCUGCCGUGCCACUCACCAGAAAUUUUUGUGGAAACUGAUAAGAAUGAACCACUUUAUGACAAUGACAUCCGAGAUAUCAAAGAUGUUAUGGCAGAGUGUGAAGUUUUCAGUAAUGAAACUGAAGCCUAUUUAGUUGAAUCUCGUAUCUCUGCAGAUUGUUCAGAGGAUGUUAAGGAUUCUGCUGAUGGUAGAGUGACUGCUGGUGAGCCCUCGUUAUUGGAGAGCGAGCUGAAGUUCAGUUUAGAACUGCCUCACUCGACGCCGAGUCCCGAUAAGCUAAAAUGUACGGAUCGGGAGUAUUUGUUAGGGGACCAGUUAGAUAUCUCUCCCAAUGACAAUGUUAUGUCACUGAAUGUUGAUGUACACAGUAACAAAACAUACGAGUUUCAGUGUGACAAAGGCCAUGUCCCAGAAAGAGCACGUGAUGUGCUAAAACAACAGUUUGUGUCUGAUGGUGACGAACUCAGUUCUGCAGAGGAGGAACACCGAGGAGUAGAUGCACAAGUGACAGCCGUCUGUGAUAGUGCUGAAAAUAUCCUCAAUCUUGAUUUGAAAGAGGAAGAUGACAGUCCUGCGGUUGGGUUUUCUGAUAGGGCUUAUGUCAGUGAACCGGAUGUCGUCAAUCUCGGAGACCUCGAUAAUGCUCGGUCAGUUCUCGACGAACUGGAUAAAGACAGCAUUCCUCGUAAUGUCAUAGAAGGUGAAUCUGCAGAACACCUGCAGGUAGCAGAAGAGGCGUGUACUGACAUUAGUGACGUUAUGAUUGGCCUGCUGGACAAUUUGGAACGUGCAGAGGGUGCUGUCGGUACCCUAGGAGUCGCCGAUCUCUCUUGUACUUCGGAGGCGAAGUUGGCAUAUAAAACUGAUCUUCCUGAUGAGGCCACAAUCCAGUCAGAGAAGUUUGCAAGUGUGCCUGAUGUGAGACAAGAGGUUAAGAGUUCAUUAUCGAGGUCUGAAGCUGUUGCCGCUGUAAGCGAAGCAGCUGUGACACCUUACGAGAUUGUGGGUCCUCGUAGUGAAUCUAACACCGACUCACUUUCAGACGUCAAUCGGCAUGACGGUGACAUUCCCGCGGCAGUCGGCGAAGAGGUACCAUGCUCGGUACGAGCUAUCGCCAUAGCUACUCCGGCUGACGCUUCGCCGAGGAGAGGGAGACGAGACUGUAAACCGUCGAUCCAGAGGCUACUGAGUGACAUUCAGGAGCACACCCUCGUCUCGCCUACCGAAGGCUCCGGUUUACAACUCGGUCUCGAAUCCACAGAAACUGAUUUAGAGAUGCCGGCGAACGUAGUGCCCGACGACCGUACGUAUUCUCUGGACUCUCUCAGCCCCGACUCCAAUCUCAACAGGCCCAACAUAGCGACACCCGGCUCGUAUUCGUCAGAGUCGAAACAGAAGGAGUCUCCCUCGGGUGACAGGCUGCCGGAGUGGCCGACGGAGGAGAAUGCUGCAGCCAAGGUGGAAGGUGCCGAGUUAGCGGAAGGCGCUUUUGGCUCGGUGCGGCCCAGGCUGCCGACUGGUGACCACACGAUAUCUGAUGUCGAUUCUGUGCAGACGCCUUCACCACUUGAUGCCGGUGGACCUUUGGGGAGGACCGGAGUUCUAGACUCGGCUAUCGUAAUGCGACAGAGCUACGGUGCUGGAGACACGUGGAACGAAGAGGUGUCACCCAAUGACGUGUCCUUCCCCAGCCUGACAGUGCCAGAAGGAAGCGAAUCGACUGAGCUCGACGCCGUACGUCCUCCGUCGCUGAUGACCAGCCUCAUCUCCAUGACGACGAGCUCCGAGACCGGCGCCGCGUUGGCUGCCGAAGCAGAGGCUGUGGCAGCUGCCAUAAAUGUCACCACACAGCAGUCGGGUGGCUCAGUGCGGCAGAACCGUAAGAGGUCUCUGCCCAGCCUCAUGGUGCGGAGGGCUCUCGGCAGCCUGGAGAACUUGUCCGGGGACAACGGCUGUGUGAGUGCUUCCAGCAGCUGCACUUCGCAGCUGGACCACGUGCGGCCCCCAGCCGACAUGGAGAGCAGCAUGCUGAGCGUCGCCAGCAUCACCUCCGAGGUUGCCGAGGUGGAGGAAGAUCUACCAGACGGGGGAGCCAGCUGCAGCACUGGCGGGGAAGACCUUACGGAGUCGGGCAGCGGAGGGGGCGGAGUAGGAGGAGGAGGUGGUGGGGGGACGGCCUCUCCCGUCACUUACGGUACAACUGCCAAGCCGGCUUCACAAUCUCGGAUAGCGACGAGACAGACGCCACGGCAGAGGAGGCAAGCCGCGCGCGACCGCUACCGCACUUACACUGUCAACACGGCGGCAGCAGCCGCUGCAGAACUCCAUGCGACGGUGGCCAGUGAGACGGUGGAGGAAGCAGUGGAAGCCACCACACCGUUAGCGGAAGAGCCUCCUCCGUCAGAAAUUUCACCACCACCAGAGAACGAAACUGGCAUUCGGACGGGUACGUACCGCAUCACACCGAAGCAGAGGAGGCAGGAGGACCGACAGCGGUUCCAGACGCAGGUGCUGGACAAACCGGCUGUCGCCAUCGCGUCCCCCACCACCCAGGGCCGAGAUAUCGCGAUGAGCCCACCCACGGCAGAGUCUACCCCUAUGGUGGCAGCCGCCGCCACCAGGAAACAACGCAGGUCUGCCGAGAGCCGAGACAGGUUCAGGACACGCACUCUGGAUGGGGACAGAGACCUGAAAGCAGCUGAAGAUGCUGAAAACCACUCGCCUCCGUCAGCGGCGGACGAGCUGCUCCUCAACAGCCUGCUGGAGAGGGAGGCGCACAUCCUGGCCGAGGAGGUGGAGACGCUGCGCACAGGCGACAGCCUGCUGCUCGAGUGCGAGACGCUCAGCCUGGUCAGCAUCGACAGCGAGAACACGAGCGAGUCGGGCCACGGCGUCGAGGGCUCCAACGGGGACGAAGACGCCGAAGUGGAAGUCGAAGUCGAAGUGGAAGCGGGCCCUCCACACGCGGAGCUCCUCCACCCCGUGCUCGACGACGAGGGGGAGGAGGGUGACGUGGAAGAGAAGACGCUGAGGGCGGGCGGCUGCGACACGCCGGAUCCCGACGAAGUGCUCGGGCUCGGCGACGCGGAGGAGGCGGCCGGGCCGCGGCGGCAGCGGACCGCGUCGGAAUGCGUGGCGUACGGAGAGGCCCUGCCGGCAGAAGUGAACCUCGUAGGUGACAGUCUGGUGGCGGCGAAGGAGGAAGAGCGAGAGGAAGGGCUGUCUGAAAAUUCUGAAGACCAGAGUUCAUCAACAGAUGAUGAAGAGUGUGCCCAGAAGAAACCGAGGAUUGUGAAACCCGUCACGAGGAGUCGUGACGGGAGUGCAGACGGCAGCCCGAAGCCGAUAAGAGGACGGCGUAAACCUCUGCGUGCCGGUCGGAGUGGCAUACCUGUGACGGCUGUGGCUCCUAUCAAGGUCCCUGUUGUACAGACAGCGAAAGUGCCGCAGCAGAAGCUGCAGCAGCCGAAACAACAACAACAACAACAACAACAACAACAGCAGCAACAACAGCAGUCGCAGAUACCAGUCCAGCAGCUGCCUGUGGCACCGGCACCGCUGGAGUCUGAGCAGCAGCAACCUGACCCACGUUUUCGACCACCAGAGCGUCAGGGAACAUUCACGAAGGACGAACCCACGGCGGUUACUGCAGCGAAGCCGACAGUGGCGACGGCAGCUCCGCCCGAACAGAACCGAAAGAAGAGGCGGCCGGCGACUGCCGGCAGGCCGACGACGUCUGCGUCUGCGGUCACAGUCGGUGCACAGGCCGCAUCUGCACCCACUUCCACCAAGAGGGGCACGGCGCGGCGCGAAGCUACCAGCAAGAUCGCUGGGCUCUGGAAAAAGGCUGAAGAAUCAAAAACAAAGCAGAAACAACAGCAACAACUGCAAAAGAGGGAAGCAAGGGGAGGAGGCAGUGCCGCUUCUCACGCGGCACAGUCUGCAACAGCGCAGAAGGCGAGCUCGACUACCGGACGAGGACGGACUGCAACGAGAGCACUGACGUCCCGAAUCCCGACAGCUGACUCGGCAGCGCCGCCGACACGUACAGAGAAGGUGGCUCGUAAAGAACUGACGUCAGCCGCCACCCGCACGGAGAGGGGAGGUCAGACCACAGGGAGAGGCACUACAGGGAUUGCCAGCUCACUGGCCAAGCCCCGGAGAGUGCGCGAGGAUCCCGCCACGACCGUGCCCGCACAGGCACCACACGCGGCCACCGGCCCCGGCCGACCCUUCGCUCGCCCCGCUAACCCGCGCCCGGCGUCUGCCAUCGUCCAGCCGUUCAAUUACAGCCCACCGACGUCGCAGAUCCAGCAGCCGCCGCCAGUGAGGUCGCAGAUACCGACGUUGGUCAAGAGGGAAGAGCCACCUCUCCAACUAAACACUGCGUCGAUUCGCAUCACAACCGUGUAGAAGCUCGGCGCACCAUUUGCGGGACGGUAGAGAUUUGCGCCCUGAAGUGGUGAUACGGCAGUGGAAGUACCGUGCCUGUUCAUUUUUCUCUGCUUCAGCUACUAGGCAGAGGCAAGUGCCUCGCCUAGUUGACGAACGAGUGUUCGGCUGAUAAAACUUGAGACACUGAUUUCUGUUAUACCUGAGAACACACAGUCUCGUUAACUCAGUCAAACGAUCCAAUUACGGAAUGAUUAUCAGUAUGUAGAAGUUUCCCAUAAACUGCUACAUUGCUUGCAGUGUAAAGAAACUCUUCCACAAAAUAAUAGCCUUAAAAUACUGUGGUGCCAAUUGUAACACAUUUAUGUAAGAUAUAUAUACUGCAAUGCAGAGGCUUUAAAAAUGGAGUUACUCAUUAAAUAUUUGUGGUUCAAUAUUACAGCAAUUCCUAUGCCUUUGUGUGAUGGUGAUUUUCUUUUGCCUCGUCUUGAAAUUACGUGUAACAAAGUUCAUCUUCCAUAAAAAUAUUUAUUCUGUCAUGUGGAUGUUGCUGAAUAAUGUGGUGCAAAGCCGUGGCCACACACAACCUCAGUUUCUGAUAAUAAGACUGGUAGUCUCCAAAGUCAAGUGGUGCUUGUAGUUUGUGAAAUGUAGUACUCUGUAAUGAAACUGGAUGUCCAAGCAUCUUCUGCAUUUACUGCUGCUGCCAUUUUAUUUAUUUCACCAUUUGAGGAGGUACCGUCUGGGUCAAAUAUUAGUUGGUGAUCCAGGGAGUUUUAGGUACAGAUCGGGAGGUACGUGUAUGAAUAAAGUUCUGCUGGCUUCGUAUUAGUGAUAAUGAAGCCACUGUCUUAAAUUUUUUCCCCCUCCAAGACUUGGAGUGAGCUCAGUAGUUUGAGAACUGCUAAUUCCAGUUCCUUCAGCAUGAAGCUAACUGUUGUAUGUGCCUUGAAUCUCUUCGGUGUGGAGAGAUAUCCUUGCUUGUGUACACUCACUGGCGUGUAUUUCUCAUCUGCCAGAGCUAAGUGUUUUGCUUCAGCUCUGUCCAGAGUCAUGAGUGGUAAUCUAUAACUACAUAAAAAGAAAUUUGCUACUGUUGUCACCUUUUAUUGAUGUGUUUUAACCUCAUCUUGUCUUUCACUUUGUUUUUUAUUUCUGCCAGCAGAAAGAUUGAAACAAAGCAGGACGAUGCCUUAUGUUAAUAUACAUUAUAGUUACAUUUCACCUCUACAACAGUUUGUAGAAUGGCCUCGCAAAGAUAUCAGACUUCUUAUAGAACCUUGUGUAAAAUUAGCCGAUGUAAUUUUUUUUACUAUGUAGGAAGUAAACAGAGCAUUUGUGGAGUCUCUAACAAUUGUGAUAGUACCUGUGAGUUUUGUGCAUCAGUUGUUUAGUAUACACUGAGAUAUUUCUUUUUAUAUAAUUGUAAAAUCAAAAUGUAAUACUCAUUUAAAGAUUUUAAUUACUGUAGAAUCCAGCAACCUCCACAAAAUUCUUAUCUUCCUCCUGCAUCGCUUGACUGAUAUGUACCUGUACCUUUGUGUAGGCGUAGAUAAUUUUUGAAACUUUCAUUCCGAGUUCACUAUAAUUAUGCGCACAUGGAAAUACUCGUACACAUUAUUGUGGCCAGGGUGUUAGAACUGUGAAACUUGAAAAUGAUUUUUUUUUUGCGAGUGUUGGUGGUGAAUUGUGAAAUGUGCUGUGGUAUUUGUCAGUUGUUAAGACUUGUGACAGGCAAAUGUGGAAGUCUCAACUGCACGUAGAUACUUAUCGUAUAUUGCCUGAUGCUGCACUUUUUAUGUACAAGCUGCUUCUGAAAGUGGGUGUUUCUCUUUGGUGAGAAAUGCUUUUUCGGGUGCUUUGGUGUACAGCAAGAAAGGCUGUUAAAUUGUGUGCAGAGACCAUGUUCUUGGUGGCUUUGUGCUUUUGUGAUAUUAGGAGAUGGAGUGGUUUUCAGUGAAAAUGAUUUUUUUUUUUCGCCCCACUGAUAUCUGUCUGUCGGCUUUGUGCAAUUCUCUUCACCAUUUGCAAACUGCACUGUGUAAAGAUAAAGGCAUUUAUAAAGGUCUAAAACAACUGAUGUCUAAUUUAUUGUUGCAAUGUAAGUUGUGUUAAAAACUGUAGUUGUGUCUAAAGCUUGUGUAUCUUCCUUUUUCUUCAGUCUAUCCCAGUGUAAAGUGAUUUUAUGUUAAUUCAGUAUAAAAGUAUUUUAGACAAA